Danaus plexippus (monarch butterfly) is the source of this 2816-nucleotide messenger RNA. Its product is annotated as tyrosine-protein kinase CSK-like. NCBI's taxonomy places the organism in Eukaryota, Metazoa, Arthropoda, Insecta, Lepidoptera, Nymphalidae. The coding region runs from base 1 to 1680 and encodes 559 amino acids. The transcript has 15 exons. Gene Ontology annotation, molecular function: ATP binding; protein tyrosine kinase activity. Gene Ontology annotation, biological process: protein phosphorylation. The record is from RefSeq and is a predicted model, not a curated record.
AUGUCGCUAAUAAUUGUGCACGGUGUUCACGGCGGCGCACAGAGCGUGGGUCCCUGCGGCUGGUACUCGGCCUCCGCGGCCCCUGCGCCUACAGCGCCAGUCAGACUCAAACGUGCUCCGCCCCACCAGCUGCCGACGGUAGGUGCUGUGAGCGGGAACAAUGUCCCUCAGGCACCGCUCUCGCCUACAGCCCUACAGAACACGCCGCCACACAACAAUGUAAUGUCGUCAUCAGUACGAGCGGCCGCGCCCGCCAUGCACAUCUCUCAGACGUCUACUGUUGUCCCGAAAGGUGCCAGUGACGUAUUAGUGAACUCCACGCCAUCAAACCCACCCCCCGCCGCUAACAGACUCAUCAACAUGACGCACUGGCCUUGGCACCACGGCGCCAUCUCUCGCGAGCGUGCGGAGGCGCUGUUGUCUGGCUCACCGGACGGUGUGUUCCUGGUUCGUGAGAGCACCAAUUUCCCCGGCGACCACACGCUCUGUGUUCGGUUCAGGGGUCGUGUCGAACAUUAUAGAGUGAAAUGGGCUACGGCCCCGGACAGUCAGAACCAGCGUCUGACCAUUGACGAUGAAGAAUUCUUCGACAAUAUGACGAAUCUAAUACAGCACUACUUGAAAGACGCGGAUGGUUUAUGUACAAAAUUGGAGCGAUGGCUUCCCAAGGCGUCACCGAAUGGUGCCAAUAACAACAACUUGCACCAGGCGACCUUCACGCCACUGCCACAGCAGCCACCCCCGUAUCCUCCUACACCGAGCGUGUCAAGUUCUCUGAGCGCGGUUCCAUUCCAACACGGAUUCGGUCACCUGCCCGGGGACGCCACUGACGGACCACAGAAAUUCGUCGACGCCAGGUGGAUAAUAGCGGAGAGGGAUUUGGAAAUCCGAGAAAACAUCGGCAAGGGAGAGUUUGGUGACGUCAUGCUGGGCAUACUCAAUGGAUCGCAGAAGGUAGCUGUGAAAAUAUUAAAGGAUCGAGAGGCAGCUAGCAAAUUCCGCGCUGAGGCCAGCGUUAUGGCGUCCCUUAAGCACGAAAACCUCGUCCGUCUGCUGGGCUGUGUAGUGUUCAGUUCCAACGGCAGCACCUGUAUCGUUACAGAGCACUGCGCCCAGGGUUCACUUCUGGACUACCUGCGCAGUCGAGGACGGCACUACGUCACGCAGCUCAAUCAGAUCAACUUCGCCUACGAUGCGUGUUGCGGUAUGGAGUAUUUGGAGCGUCAGCGCGUGGUCCACCGAGAUCUGGCGGCUCGUAAUGUUCUCAUAUCGGCGGAGGGCACGGCCAAGGUCGCGGACUUCGGUCUAGCGAGGACGGACUCCACCCCCGACGACCCCGCCGACGCCCUGCGGGUACAGGCCAAGCUGCCCAUCAAGUGGACGGCGCCCGAGGCACUCAAGUACAACAAAUUUUCUAAUAAAUCUGACAUGUGGAGCUUCGGGAUUCUUCUCUGGGAGAUCUACUCUUUCGGGCGAGUGCCCUACCCUAGAAUCCCAUUAGCCGAGGUUGUCCGUCACGUGGAGCGCGGGUACCGUAUGGAGGCGCCCGAGGGUUGUCCGGGAGGGCCGUACGAUGUGAUGAGAGCGGCCUGGCACGCUGACCCUGCACAGAGACCGACCUUCGCCAGCACGAGGCUCAGACUCGCCGCCAUAAGGGACGCGGCGCAUGCUCAUCAGUGAACAUUGCUCUAUAUAUUUGUCGGAUGUUAAAGCAACUAUAUAAAGUGUCAGCGCUGUGAAGAUGUGAGCUGUAUUUUAUUAUAUUGAUUUUAUUGUCUCGUGUAAGUACUAAAUUAUUUUGAUAAUCUUUAAAGACACUUCCUCACUUAAGAAGUAACAUUUAUAUAGUAUAGAAAAAUUGGUGUAUAGGGGAGAAAUUUAUCACGUGUUGUGUACUCGGGGGGCUUUUAGUGGCAGAUUAUCUUGAUCGACUAAUUUACUAUUUGUAUAUUUUUUUCCAAGAUUCACAAUGUAGUGAAAGAAAUAAUAAUAAUUAAGCACAAAUUUUUUAAUAUGCACAAUUUUUGGCUAUUUUACUUUUGAAAUUUUUAGUGUAACAUUAUAUUUAAUACUAUUAAAUAGUACGUUUUAUGCAUAAAUACAGUGUGUUGAUAGAUAUUAUUGUGAUAAAUUAGACGCUAAUGAUCCUGGCAGGAUAGUUAUUUUUCCAAAUAUUAAAAAAAAAAGUAUAAAAACAUCAGAUAAAUUUUUGUAAUUAAGACGAAAUAUACCUGGCAGUUUUAUAAUGACACUACAAAUAUAUAAAUAUUUAUAUUUUUUAACCGAUUUUCUUAGUAUUCCGCACUAAAAGCCCUUAUAGUUUUUAUGGCCUAAUAUUUAAUUCUCACAUCGCGACUGUGACCGUAUGUCGGUACUAUGGUACUGUCUAGUCAAAUAACACUUUUAGUUUCGUUUGUAUAUUAUUAUCUUUUUUCCUCUUUAUUUAAAUCAUGAUGGUGACUGAUACACGCAUACGCGGACAUGUAUAAUGCACAUAGACUUAUAUUAAUAAUAAUUUAUAAUACUAUUAGUUUUAUAAAUAUUCAUGCUAUAUAUAUUCUACUGUGGAAAUAUUUUUUACGAGCCUUUAACUUUCAUUAUGGCGUCAAUGAAUCGGCAUUCGUAUCUGUUGUAACGAAUCCUGAAUUCGUAUUGAAUGUGUCGAGAGCGGGAUUACUUCAGUGUUCCGGACGUUUUAGUUUCUUAUUGUUAGUCACCGUAAGGUAAAGUUGUUUGACCGACUUGGAGGUUGUGUACUAAAGUUAGUUAUUACCACUGAUAAUAUAUUUGAUAAUAUUAAAGAUGUUGUUUAAUUA